UUCAACUAUCACAUUAUCAUUGACCAUUGUCACACACACACUCACUCCCACAUUGCAAGUUCUAAUACCUUUCUAAGUGAAAGUUUUUCUAUUUUUUCUACCAAGAGAAAAAAGUUUCAUUUUUCUUCUCACAUUAAAAUUUCAUCACACCCCUUUAAAAUUUUCAAUCAUCACAUUAUCAUUGUCAUUGUCAUUAAAUAUUGUCACACCCUCAUAGCAAGUUCUAAAACUUUUCUUAGUGAAAGUUUCAAUUUUUCUUCUCACAUUGAAACUUCACCACACCCCUUAUCUUUAAAAUUUUCUUGCAAGUUCUAAUCUUUCAUCAUGGAAAAACAAGAAAAUUCAAGAAAUGGAUGUUUCUCUAGUUUCAUAAAAGUGUUACUUUGUGCUAGAAAUGAAACUAGUCCACCAGUGUAUCCAUCAGAAAAUGUUGAAACAAUUCAUCACAAAAAAGAUAAACUUUUUGAUGAUUCUAUUACUACCACUCCUGGUGUAGUAGCAAGGUUAAUGGGGUUAGAUUCACUUCCAAGCACCAAAAGGGUUGUUCAAGGAACAACCUUAGAUUCUGUUCCAAGAAGUAAAUCAGUUAACUUUGUUGAUUACUUGCUUGAGUUUGAUAAAAACAUGGGAAGUCACCGACGUGUGAAAACUUCAGCAUCUUUUAGAGAAGUUCCUUCAAUGGUAGAGAAGAAAAAAAGUUUCCUUUUUGUUCUUGAUAUUGAUGAUAAAAAGGGUAAGGUACAAGAAGAAAAUGAUGCAAACUUGAGAAGAAAGAGCAAGGAAACUGUGAGAGUUAAGAAGGAGAAGAAUCAAGGGAAGAACAAGAAAAUUUCUAAGUUAAAAGAUGAACCAAGAAGGGUUCCAUUUUCUUCAUCUUCUUCUAAGUAUAAAUCAAGGGUUAGAGAUUGUAGUAAAGAUAAAGAUUUUUCAAGUGUUUCUACAAGGUGUAAUUGUAGUUAUUAUGGAUAUGGUGGUGAUGCUGGUUCAAGUUCAAGUUCAUGUUCAACUUCUUCAUUGCCUAAUAGACAAAAGAAAGGGUUUGUUGAACCAAAAAUGAGGAACAAGGUGAAAAAACAUGUGUCACCAAAGAAGAUUCAGACAGAACAUAGCAUGGAAAAUCUUAGUCCUGUUUCAGUUCUAGAUGUCAAUGAUUAUGCUUUUCUCUAUGGAGCUGAUUUUUCAGUUACAAGCACCUUGCCUUUAAAGUCAAAAAGGAAAUCUAAAUCUUUAUUGCCAGUGUCCUUGGAAGAAGAUGUUGAAGAGAAAGUAAACAAUAAUAAAGGAUAUGCUCCCCACACUGACAUCAACAGAGAAGCAGAGUAUUACUCAGACUUGAUGUUGAAGCUUCGUUCUUUGACAGAAGAAAGUAUAAGGGAGUCAGAUUGCACAUCAAAGACUCAAAGCUUAGAGGAAAUUUGUAUGGUUUUUGAACAAACCAUUUUUGACCAUUUAGUAUUUGAGUUCUUAAAUGAAGUUGUAUAAUUUUCUAAUUAAAAAUAUUGUCUUCUUUGUCUAUAGAGCAUAUAUAGAUAGAGAUCUUGUGAUAUAUUUUCUUUUUUAAAAAAAUGUAGUCUCUCUGUCUCAAAAA
This is a messenger RNA of Medicago truncatula (barrel medic), 1588 nucleotides long. RefSeq lists its product as uncharacterized. NCBI's taxonomy places the organism in Eukaryota, Viridiplantae, Streptophyta, Magnoliopsida, Fabales, Fabaceae. The record is from RefSeq and is a predicted model, not a curated record. Bases 325 to 1482 code for a protein of 385 amino acids. The transcript has 2 exons.